This is a messenger RNA of Puccinia triticina, 2196 nucleotides long. RefSeq lists its product as uncharacterized. The record is from RefSeq and is a predicted model, not a curated record. The transcript has 7 exons. The coding region runs from base 1 to 2196 and encodes 731 amino acids. Gene Ontology annotation, biological process: regulation of mRNA stability. Gene Ontology annotation, molecular function: poly(A) binding. Gene Ontology annotation, cellular component: nucleus; cytoplasm. NCBI's taxonomy places the organism in Eukaryota, Fungi, Basidiomycota, Pucciniomycetes, Pucciniales, Pucciniaceae.
AUGUCUCGACCCGAAAUCGUCAUGCAGACUCCGGCUGCAAAAAAACUAGAGGCCGAAGUCCAGCGGAAGCUGGCCGAAUACUCCUACUCGACCGCCGACGAUGUCGUCAUGGCCGAGUAUGUUGUCGUCAUGCUGGCCAAUGCUAAAACCCCCGAGCAAAUCACUGCUGAACUCUCCGAGCUGAUCGGCGAAGAUAUGUAUGAUCCAGCCUUCACAACAUGGCUCUUUGAGGAAGUCGCUCGCCAGUACGGGAUGCCUCAAACCACCUCAAACCCACCACUCUCACCCUCCGACACACAAGAUAAACUGUUCACAGCCAACGACAACAACAACAAUAGCAAUGAUAAUCAUAAUAAUAACUCAAACAACGACGCUGGUGACAAGAUCCAGACCGUCAACGACUCACGCGACCAUCAGAUGAACUACAACCGUGGUGGCCCGAUCAAACGAGCCGUCCAUCCCACCAACUCAAACAGGCCCAUCACUCACCCUAACCCCAGAUCCAACCAACCCGGUGGCGUCUUCAACCAGGCUGUCACCGGUAUCAAGCGCUCCGGGACAAAUGAUAUCAUCAGGGACACCCCUCCUCAUCGUCGACUCAGACAGGAUGACUAUCCCUCCGGACCCCUCCCAAACGGGCCCCGCUCAUCAGACCGAAACCCGAGAGACCAACAUUGGUCGAAUGGGAUGAUGUCCGAUCGGCGCGAUCUGCCUAACGGUCAGCGCCCCCCUAGCAACUUUCCAAUUGGACACCCAAUGGGUGCCGACUCUGCCGCCAAGAGUAUCUUGGAGCGUGUAGGCGUCUCAGUCAACCCAAACCACCCCUUCCAGAACCCUGGUUUCCCGCGUGGAUACGACCAGCAAAUGCCACCUUCCUUCCGGCGUCCCAACGAUAUAGGCCACAACAACGGAACUGCGCCAUCACAACAACAGAUGUUCUAUGGUUCACCCUCUUCAUACCCCCUCCCAAUCUUGCCCUCCCAUCCUUUUUCACAACAGCACUUUCACCCACACAACUCGCCAAACGGGCCAACCCCUCAACUCUUCCUGGCCAACGGACAGCCAUACAUACCAUCCCACCCGUUCCAGAUCCCAGGCUCGGGCCCCAACCCCAUCAAUCCCUAUCCAUUCAUCCAGCAUCCCUCACCCACCAACCAAUCCAAGAAGAGUAACCCCUCGGCUAUCCAAUCCCCCGCUACCAACUCCAACUCUAAAGCUAAGAACCAACAACAGCAGCAGCACCCACAUCAGCAAUCGCUCGAGAACCGUGUCGGCCUGCCCGCUCAACAGGCCGAACCCGCGUUGGCUCCUCUGCCCUCAGUCCCCUUGCUCCGCGAAGAAUGCAAGUACAACCUUGCCUGCAAAAACGCUUGGUGCCCUAGCUCCCACUGUUCCCCGAAAGGUCACCCUAAGAGCUCAAUGUUACUGAGCUUCUUUCCCUGCGAACUGCAACUCAAAUGCACCGAUCCAGAAUGUUUGAAGGCCCAUGUCUCGCCCCAACAAGCGGACCCGAAGUCGUCGAUCAAACCCGGCUCAAUGUCUUCCAAGCCGGGCGCCCAAUCAGGCCUGUCGAUGGGCCCGGGCGGCAGGGGCCAAGCCGGGACGCCCAACGGAAAGUCGAUCCCCUGCCGGUUCGGCAGCCAGUGCACUCGCUCAGACUGUGUGUUCACCCACCCUUGGAUCGUCAACGGCGGCCUCGAUCGCUCAGCCGGAGACGAAAGCUCUGGCAUGAAGAACGCGUUUAUCCCAGCCAGUGUGCCCUGCAAGUUCGGUCUCCAAUGCACUCGUCCCGACUGCUUCUACCAACAUCCAUCCUCGCAUCGGGGCCCGUCGAAAAACAUCUCCAAGUCGUUCAUCAACAACCAUUCCUCCGCGAAGCCCGCUGGGGCCGCCGAGCCACCAACAGUGACCGGAUUAGCGAGCACGGAGAAGUUGAGUCCGUCGAAAAAGUUCAGCGCGCCCGUCGUCGACGCCCCUACCAAUGGCACCGCCGCCCAUCAUCAACCCGACACUGCCCCCGGAGAACAAGGCGACGAGAAGCUGGCGAAUGGCGCCGCUUCCAGCCCUAAGCCUAGCGACCUCCCACCUGCCAUUGUCCCCUCUGAUGAUACGGUCGGCGGAUCGGCUAACCCCACAAACGCUGUUGCGCCUUCUUCCGUCAUCCAACCUAACCCUUCCACCCCCAUUCCCGCCUGA